AUGUCUUCCACCCUCUGCAAAGGCUCCGUGGACCCAGGUCCCGAUUUUUCGGCCUUCCAGCGCCUUGUCAAGUCACUAUUCCCUGGAGCACAAAUCGAAAGCAUAAGAAUGACAGAAGGCUCUACAUAUCCCAUCCAUUUUCUUCAAAUAUCAAACGGCCUUGAACUUGUCCUGAAGACCCGCCCCUUGUCAUCUCCAUCAAUCCUCCGCCACGAACGAUUCCUCCUCGAAACCGAAGCAGAGGUUCUCUCUCUAUUGUGGCAGAGCAGGGUAGAGGGUAUUCCGCAGCCCCUGAAAACCGAUCUUUCCGGUUUCCCUCCGCGAACAGGAUACCUUCUAAGACGCUCAGUUAAAGGAAAGCCGCUAUCUAAGAUUGACUCUCCUUUGACAUCGGAUGAGCGAAAGUGCCUCGAUCGGCAACUAGGAGCUGUUGUUAAAUCCAUUGGACGGCAUACUUCUUCUCAAUUUGGACUCGUGCACAGCGUCGCCUUAGGAAUUGGGACCCGGACCUGGAGACAAGCGUUUUUAUCUUUACUCGACUCUCUCAUGUGGGAUGCGGAGAAUGUGUUUAUAUCUCUACCUUACCCCGAAAUCCGGCAGCAUGCAGGUCGACUGUCCAAAGCCCUUGACGAUGUCACGGUGCCACAGUUAGUGGUGUUGGAUAUCGGAAAGCCGUCCCAUAUCAUUCUCGACCCGGAAACAAAGCAGCUGGCCGGUGUUGUGGACUUUGACAGCGCACUGUGGGGCGACCCAUUGAUGGCCGACGUAUUUGACUCUCCUUCUCCGGAAUUUCUUGACGGCUUUGGAUCCGAUUUGAUAGAGACGAAGUCUGCUCCAAUUCGAUUAUUACUGUAA
Molecule: messenger RNA, 855 nt
Organism: Coccidioides posadasii C735 delta SOWgp
Lineage: Eukaryota; Fungi; Ascomycota; Eurotiomycetes; Onygenales; Onygenaceae
Source: RefSeq, a predicted model, not a curated record